CAUGUUGCUGCGCACUGUCCCCGCCUCUCAGUCUGUCGGCUGGUCCCAGUGGAGUGGUGGAGCCGCUCGUGGAGCUGUGUCCGGGGGAAUUUUCGGCAUUUCAAACUCCUCAGAUCACAUAGAACUAUGGCAAGCACAGCAUACCGCAUUGAAAGUGACAGCUUCGGUGAGCUGAAGGUCCCUGCAGACAAGUACUACGGUGCCAUGACAGAAAGAUCGCGGCUAAACUUCAAGAUAGGAGAUGAGAUGGAGAGAAUGCCUUUUCAAGUCAUCAAAGCAAUGAGUGUCCUUAAGAAGGCAGCAGCGGCAGUCAACCAGGAUUAUGGUCUAGACCCAGACCUGGCAACGGCCAUAAUGAAGGCUGCAGACGAGGUUAUUGAGGGGAAGCUGGACAAACAUCACUUUCCCCUGGUGGUGUGGCAGACAGGGUCUGGUACCCAGACUAACAUGAAUGUUAACGAGGUGAUCAGUAACAGGGCCAUCCAGAUCCUGGGUGGACAGAUGGGGAGCAAGACUCCUGUCCACCCAAACGACCACGUCAACAAGAGUCAGAGCUCCAAUGACACAUUCCCAACAGCCAUGCACAUAGCUGUGGCUCAGGAAGUGCAUGAGUGUCUGCUGCCUGGCCUCAGGACCCUGCACACGGCCAUGAAGACCAAGGCUGAAGAGUUCAAGGACAUUGUCAAGAUAGGACGCACACAUACACAGGAUGCCACGCCCCUGACCCUUGGGCAGGAAUUCAGCGGCUACACCACUCAACUGGAGUACAGCAUAGAGAGGGUCACUGCAGCCCUACCCAGGGUGUACCAGUUAGCAGCAGGAGGGACUGCUGUUGGCACAGGCCUCAACACCAGGAUAGGGUUUGCAGAGAAGAUUGCCUCCAAAAUUGCUGAGCUAACAGGUCUCCCAUUUACCACUGCGCCAAACAAGUUUGAGGCUCUGGCUGCCCAUGAUGCUCUAGUGGAGCUGUCUGGUGCCAUGAACGUGGUGGCCUGCAGCCUGAUGAAGAUAGCCAAUGACGUCAGGUUCCUGGGGUCCGGGCCACGCUGUGGGCUGGGGGAGCUGCAGCUACCAGAGAAUGAACCAGGCAGCAGCAUCAUGCCAGGUAAAGUAAAUCCCACCCAGUGUGAAGCCAUCACUAUGGUUGCAGCUCAGGCCAUGGGGAACCAUACAGCAGUCACUAUUGGGGGCAGCAACGGUCACUUUGAACUCAACUGCUUUAAACCCCUCAUUGUGAAGAAUGUGCUGCAGUCUGCCCGCCUUCUGGGUGAUGCCUGUGUGUCCUUCACCAACAACUGUGUUGUAGGUAUCCAGCCUGACCAGGAUCGCAUCUCCAAGCUCCUGAAUGAAUCACUCAUGCUGGUUACAGCCCUAAACCCUCAUAUAGGAUAUGACAAGGCAGCUAAGAUUGCUAAGUUAGCACACAAGGAGGGAACUACGCUGAAAGAAGCUGCCCUCAAGCUGGAAUUUCUAACCAGUGAGCAGUUUGAUGAGUGGGUUAGACCACAAGACAUGCUAGGACCAAAGUGAUCUUUCUGAUCCUAUAGCAACAUCUACAAAAUAUCCAAAAGUGCCCUUGAAGUGCCGUGAAAAUUGGAUCAGACUGGCUACAAUACACUACAGAUUAUCAUUAUCAAAAAUCAUCUGUUAUUGUUUAAAAAUGCCUUACUCACAAUGCCACUGAUGUGGUAAAUUCAGCUUGUAUUAAUGGAAUAGAGACUAAAUCACCAAAUUACCAGAAAAGUCUUGUUGCAUCUGUACAAAUAUUUAGAACAGAUAUUGAAGAACUAUUUUGAAAUAUAUCAACAGACCAAGAUGAUUUAUGUUAGACACAUGCUAAAUCUUGUGAUAUUUCACUAUUUCAUGAAAUUGUUUGUUAUUUUCACCCAAUCACAAAUGCUACAUAAUUGAAGUCUACUGUACAAUG
Molecule: messenger RNA, 1927 nt
Organism: Branchiostoma belcheri (Belcher's lancelet)
Lineage: Eukaryota; Metazoa; Chordata; Leptocardii; Amphioxiformes; Branchiostomatidae
Product: fumarate hydratase, mitochondrial-like
Exons: 9
Coding region: 127-1530 (467 amino acids)
Biological process (GO): malate metabolic process; tricarboxylic acid cycle; fumarate metabolic process
Cellular component (GO): mitochondrion; tricarboxylic acid cycle heteromeric enzyme complex
Molecular function (GO): fumarate hydratase activity
Source: RefSeq, a predicted model, not a curated record